This is a messenger RNA of Triticum dicoccoides, 971 nucleotides long. RefSeq lists its product as uncharacterized. Lineage: Eukaryota; Viridiplantae; Streptophyta; Magnoliopsida; Poales; Poaceae. The record is from RefSeq and is a predicted model, not a curated record. The transcript has 3 exons. Bases 20 to 571 code for a protein of 183 amino acids.
CUCCCUCCCCCCUCCCCCGAUGCCGCCCAUCUCCCUCCUCCCCCUCCUCCUCCUCCUCCUCGCCGGCGCGGCGGCGGCGGCGGCGCCGGCCGAGCCCCCGACCCCGACCCCGACUCCCGCGCCGGGGAGGAACAAGACCAUCUACGAGCUCCUCCCGCUCUUCGGCCUCCCCCCGGGCGUCUUCCCCGCCAACGUCACCGCCUUCUCGCUCGCCGGCAACGGCAGCCUCGCCGUCGACCUCGCGGGCCCCUGCUACGUCCACUUCGAGUACCUCACCUACUUCGAGCCCCGCGUCACGGGCCUGCUCCGCUACGGCUCCCUCACCCAGCUGGAGGGCGUGCAGGUCCGCCGCUUCCUCGUCUGGUUCAGCGUCGUCCGCGUCAAGGUCGACCUGCCCCCGCCCCCGCGCUUCGUCUACCUCGACAUCGGCUGGAUCACCCGCAAGCUGCCCGCCGCCGACUUCCAGUCCGUCCACGCCUGCGAGGCCGGCAAGAGGCGGAGGCGGUGCCGCCUCUCCUCCGCGCUCGCCGCCGCCGCCGCUUGGUUCCAGGACUUCUUUGCCCAAUUUUAGGGGAUGCAGAAGGUCUAAUUUUGUGGCAGCAUCACACGAGCUUACAGCCUUCCGCGCCCUAAAGGAAUUGAAGCACUACACUCCCAUUUGUUGAUUGUAACACACGGUGUAUGUCUACGAGUACUCUGUGCUGCUGUCUGAGCUCUACAUUAGACGCGCGAUCUUAAGAAAGAUUUGUAUUGGUUAUUUAGUCCGAACCGAUGAUGCUGUGUGCUCCACGCUUCAAUACAAUAACACUUCUCAAGUGGUCCGCAUCAUCAUUUGUUGGAGCUUUGGAAGUCUCCACCCAAGUUUCCUCUUUGCGUGCCCCCUCUAUGAAAGACAGCAGGAAUACAUUGUUGUGCUCAGAAACUAAACACAGAACUAUAUGAUAUAAGCUUUCAGGCUUUCAGUUUCAGCU